UUUUCUAUAUUCGAACGGUAGCAUGUGACCCAGACGUUUUUAAUCCAUUCCAAAGUAAAUAAGUUGCAUGACUAUAUUCCCCAUUAUAUAAUUAAUGGUACUAACCGUCUACAACCCAUUUAUCAGCUGUUGUUUAGAAUUUACAACUUUAUAAUAUAAAUAAGGAUGACACUGGAAGAAGAUGGUAACAUUAGUGGUGUGACACCAUUAGAACUAGAGUUACCUCCCUUAGAAAAACCCAUGAUCCAUCCAUGUGUUGAUCCGCCUCUGUGUCAGAGAUGUCAGAGACAAGAGUUAUCUUUCUUUGAUCCAGGAUGUUCAGACUGUCGUGAUAUUUUAUUGAAUCCUAACACCACAGUCCCAGAAAUAUUUGCCAUUUUACGGCAAUGGACACCGCAGACACAACACAAUAUAGAACUUCUUGUGAACGAGAUAUUAAAAAGAGGGGCUAAUAUAAACGAUCGAGAUGGUUUGACAGAUAUGACAUUGUUACACUAUGCGAGUAAAGCAGGAGCAGGCGGGAUGGGAGACGCAGAUUUAGCUGCUAAAGUUGUAGCAUUUCUGCUCGGAGAAGGUGCCGAUGUUAAUAUUCGAUGUCGAUGGACCACGAUGACAGCAUUACACUACGCAGCGUAUUUUGACGUUGUUCCCGUUAUAAAAAUACUUCUUAAAGCCACAAAUGCUCUGGACAUUGAUAGUCCAUGUGCUGAGUUUGAACAAGGUACCGUUUUACAUAUCGCCGCUUCCAAUCUGGCACACGAAGCAAUUAAAGUUUUACUACAUAACGGCGCCAAUCCAAGUUUACGGGAUGAUCUCAACAGACUUCCAAUAGAUUGUGUGCCUGAUGCCGGUAGUUUUGACCAGUUGUCUGAUAUGGCGAAAUUAGCAGUUAAAGUGAAGAAAACAUUAUUAGAUGCCACCCCUGUUUCUCCGAAACAACCUCCCCCUAACUAUGAUCUCAUACAAAGUAAAGUCACGUUACAGGCCCUCGGAUUAAAACUUGGUGAUAAAAUAAUCGUGGGUGGAACAAAGACAGGUGUAUUACAAUAUUGUGGACCAACAGAAUUUGCUACAGGUGUAUGGGCAGGUAUUGAGUUGGACGAGGCUGCAGGUAAAAAUGAUGGUGGUAUCGGAGGAAUAUCUUACUUUAAAUGCCCACCUAAUCAUGGUAUCUUCGCUCCAAUUAAUAAAAUCUCUAAACCUGGUGCCAACAUAUCUCGAAACUCAAACGGUUCCCCUCUCCGAUCUCUAAUCAAACCAUCCGUUGUCAAGGUGAAUCACGUGACUGCGAAAAUUGAUACAGGUUUAAGUAAAUCCCGAGCGUCGUCUGUAUCAGAUUUAGGUGAGAUUGACGUGGAAGAAAGAGUUAUUGUUGCUGGACAAAGAAAAGGAACAGUUAAAUUUAUUGGUGAUACAAAAUUUGCAUCAGGUACGUGGUAUGGAAUAGAAUUAGAUCGACCAGCAGGGAAAAAUGAUGGUUCCGUGUCAGGAGUUCGUUAUUUUUCCUGUCAACCAAAACAUGGCGUGUUUGCUCCACUUUCAAGAAUUCAAAAACUGGGAGAUCGGAAGUUUGAUUCUAGUGAAUCAAUCGAUACGAUAAGCUGGGGUGCCGUGUCAGAAAGAUUAGAGCGUAAAUCUUAUGGAUCUUUAAACAGUUCCACUCCCAAAAUAAAAUCACCAAAGACUCCUAAAUCCAGUUUAAGUGGAAUAUCUCGUACACCAGGAUCAAGUCCUAAUUUAAAACUAGAAGUAGGCAUGAGUGUAUUGUGUAAUAAUGAGUUGGGUUUAGUACGAUAUAUUGGACCAACAGAAUUUGGUGAAGGUAAUUGGCUGGGUGUUGAGUUACGUACUGCUAAAGGUAAAAACGAUGGAAGUGUCCAGGGGAAGAGAUAUUUCACAUGUCGACCCGAUCAUGGUCUGUUAGUUCGACCGAGUCGUGUGUCCGUUCGAGGUAUUAACGGUGCCAAGUUAAUGGGUGAGAAUCAAACGGAACGAAAUGGUGAUUCCCCGGACAGAUUCUAAACUCCCAGCAUUCAACUGUAACGGUGGCAUAGCAACGUGGGGGGUGCAAGUUUUUCUCUGGGUUCUGGUUUAUUAUAAUUAAAUACCCAUGUGUCCAUACCAAAAGUGUCUUUACCCCAGGGCCCAGCGGUCCGAACCCUUGCUACGUCAUCAAAUUGUAAAUCUAAGUCCAAACAUUUAUAUCACUUGUCUCGUCUGAUGUCAACAAUAACCAGGUAAACGUGAUUUAUUCUAUAAAUAGAUAAUGAUGUCAUACUUUAUAACUGGUGCGUACACCAUGUUAAUAAUAUUAAAUAGGGGGAGAUAACUGGUUAUUGUACAAACCCUUGUAAUUUCUCAGACAGUGACUGUAACAGACAGCGACUGUGACAGACAGCAGACAGUGAAGUGGAGCUGCAGUGGCAAUAACAGACAACAGACAGUGAUAUAAUGUUUUAUACCAACCUUGUCUCAAAUCAAAAACAUUCUGCAAGUCAUAUCAGUAAUAUUACAUACAUUCUAUAUUUAUUGUUGUUUAUUUAUCAACACCUGUAUUUACACCUGUAUCAACACCAGUAACUACAUAAUAUACUAUUGUUUCAUUAUGGUUCAUGGUUAUCAUGGAAAGUGGUAUCAGGUGGUCCAGUAUAUUUAAGUAUACACUGCAUCAGAUAAAACCAGUAGCUACUGAUGAGUUAAAUAAAGAAUAAAACUCAAAUGCUAAAGGCUGAGGUGGAAUAACUUUCUUUCAUUCUGUCAUCGAUUGAUUUAUUGUGAUAUUGAUAAAAUCAUUUAAUUUAAAACUAGAUAUUUGUAUUCAUCGUGUCAGGUUCAUGCUUUAAAUUGUUGUAAAUAUCUGUGGCCCCCGUUGAUUAGGGUCUAAAUAAAGGGUGUAAUUUGAUUGGCCCUUUGUAAUUUGUUUACCAAUAUGUUAUUUUGGUAAUAGUCUAUCAGUUUGUAUGAUUACAUUAUUUUCCGGUGCUGUAAGCAGACAUUGAUUAGUUGAUAAAAUUCAAUUUGUGUUUUUCACCAAAAUAAAAGAUAAAGUAUCCUUUCAAUAUUCAUGUUUAUAAAUCAAAUUACACAAAAAAUCAUUAAGGCAAUAUUUUAUACAUUUUGAGUUUGGCGAUAGUAAGUGUUUGGUUUAAGAGAAUGUGCCCAGGAUCCCAUGUUUUAAGAGAAUAUACCCUGGAUCCCAUGUUUUACGAGAAUGUGCCCAGAUCCGGUGGUUUAAGAGAAUAUACCCUGGAUCUCGUGUUUUUUUCCAGUUCAGUUACUUAAAGAUGCAUUACAUAAGAUUUAGAUAAAGAGUUGACAGUUAUUACUAUAAUAGUUAAAACAAAAGAUAAUGAAAAGGGAAUAUGGUAAAAAUUUCAGUCCAAUUACUUCACUCUGAGCGGAUUUACCAUCAUUUGCAGAACAGUGUUGUCUGGAUUGUCAUUGCUACCGUUGUUACGAUAAUAAACAAAGUCUUGAUUAUCCAUUAUUUAAUUAAAUCAUUAAAUGCCAAUCAUAUUUAAAUCUGUUGAAAAUUAAAACCAUCUGAAGUUCUAGGAGGUUUGAUUAUGGGCUUGUCGUGUAAAUAAAUGUCUAAUUAAUGAUUUAUAUGACAUUUGAGAGUGAGAGAGAGAGAGAAAUGGGGUUUAAAGUCCACUCGACACAAACUAGGUCAUUUCGGGACUAACAUAUCGUUUAAUUUUAUUUCAAUAAUUCGCUUGCGCAUAGGGGUCUUUAGCAGUGGGAGGAAACCGGAGGACCCGGAGAAAACCCACGAGGUUGGACAGGCGACCCUACGCCUUGUCACGUACAACCGGGGAUUCGAAACCACGCCAGUCGACUCAAUGACAGACUUUAUGAUACAGCGCGCGCACGCUAACCAUUCAGCCAUCCAACCCCCCCACAUUUGAGAGUCUCAAAUUGAGACAGAACGAAAGGUCUGCAUUGGGCAGAUUUAAAUCUUGUUUAAUGCAUCUCUUUAAUGCUAUUGAUUUAGUUUAUCAGUUUAUUUCUGAGUAACAUUUCAACUUGCUUGAUAAAGACUAUAGAAACCUGGUAAAAACAUCGCUCAGUAAUAAACAUUAUUGCUUGAUAGGGACGCUUAGUCAAAACUUCGCUGUGUAAUAAACUUGAUAGAAUUGGGUCAUGUGUAUUUUCAGUUCAAUUAUUAAACAUGCAGGCCUAUUGCAGGCCUUUCUUUGGGCCUUAAAUGUUGUAUAAAUUGUUAAUAGACAUUAAUUAACAUAAACAAGUCCAUAAGUAACUCUUGGUGGCAUCGGAUGCUCGAGAUUUUAACUAGAUUAGAACGGUUCGCCAUUUAAAAAUUUAAUUUAGAAAUGAGAAAGCAAGGCAAAUUCUCGAAUAUACCAGCUCCCUGGUUACCACUGUGCACACAUCUUGUCAAAACUACAAACAAUGAUAACCUGGCUUAGAAUGAAGUAAUUUGAAGGAAAUUUUCAAUAUUUUCAUUUUACAUUAUCUAUUUUUGAGCUAUUAUAGCAAGAGUGAUCAGCUCUUUAUCUGAAUCUUACAUUUAAUAUCUGUAUAUAUAAACCAUUAAACUGUGCUUAAUUACUAAAUAUUAGAAAUAUCGUAUGGACAAAUUAUUCAUUUACAUUAUAAUGGGAAAACAGUCAUUUAUUUGUAAAUUUAUAUGUAAUUGUUUGUUGAUGUCUGUUAAAAUUGUAGAAAGAAGAAACUUGUAUUUUAUGGGUGUUUGAUAAAGUUUAUUAUAUGUUUAAGAAAAGUAAGCUUUUUAAAAGUGCCUUAUAAUUAAAUCAUAUCAUUGGUGCAAAAAGAUGAUCUGAAAUUACUACAAAAUUAUGAAUUAAAUUGUAAAAUAAAUGUGCAUGAAUUUGUAACCAAAUUUACAAAUUAAUUUGCAACAAAUUUAUGAAUGAAUUUGUAUAAAAAGAUUAUCAAUGAAUUUGUCAUUAUGUUGAAAGAUUUUAACAUAAACUUAAUAUUCUAAUUCAUAUUAGAUAUUUUGAUUUUCGUUCAAAUUUCAUGUACCAAAGUAAUAUUUAAUUUUUAUAGCUUUUCUGCUAUUAUUAAAACUUGUUAAUUUGUGAUUUGAUAAAAGUUACUUGUUUCAACUAUAGCGGGUUAGAUCUAAUUAUGAUGCAUAGUGCAGAACCGACUGUAGGGGGAAAUGUUGGUUAGACCUUAUUAUGAUGCAUACUGCGCGACCAACCCCUCCCACCCCCAAAUUAUCUGAACAAAUUGUAAUCCAAAUAAAUCAAAUUUAUAUAUGUGAUAAAUUACCCAGUGACCAAAUUAUUACCGUUAACCAGUUUUAUCGUAUAUUAAGUUUAAUAACCAAUUUUGGUGUGGCUACGCUAGAAGAAUCUUUAUAACCAUAUUAGCAAAAGUCCAGAUCUGUGGUUCUCGACCAUUUUUAGCCAACGGCACACCUUGGAACACAUGAAAAAAUAGCGGCACACCUGGCUAAAUAUAUAUGAAAAAUAAUUGAAUUUUGCAAAAAAAAACCCAAAACAUGGCAAUUCAUAGACGGCAUACAACCGUAGACACAGAGUAGUCAGACACAUAGAAUGAGUUAAACUAAAUAAAGAAAAUCACAGAUUUGAACUUACUUUAUUGCAGUGUUUUGAAUUUCAUCAGUCAAACAGCUGGCUUCUUUAUUGAGAAAUCUUAGAAAGAUCUCGCGGCACACAGGUUGAGAAUCACUGGUCCAGAUCUAUAAGGGAUUAAUUAUUAGCACGCAUGUGUUGAAAUAUUGAGACUAUCUUCUACUAUGCAAUUUGUUUGUUUUGGAAUGUUAUGACUUUAAUGAAUUAUAUAUUUUUGAUUUUCUUCUCCCAAAUCGGAUUACUGAAAUAAACUCAGAGCACUUCUAAUAUUACUUGUGUAGUCUUGAUAAUCCAGCCCUCACUGAUGAAACAAUGCUACUUUAUGUCUGUCGUCGACUAACCCACAGCAAGAUGUUGGGUCACAGAUCAGACGUCUGCUCUUUAGAUUUUCUAGAGGUAUAUUUACGAGACUAGAUGAGUUUACCUGGACUAUUCAACUGGAUAAGCAAGACUUCCUGUUAAUAUCAUCCUUUGUUUGAUAUAAUGAAGGGAAGUGUUCAGACUUCAUCACAAUAUAAACUCUCUUGUUUAAUAAGACCCAGGAUACUUCAUCAUAACAAAACUAUAAUAUUUUAAGAAUACACUGUUUUCAUUGGAUUAGAGUUAAAAUCAUAUAACAGAUAUUAGUUCUUAGCCAAUGGAAAGGCUGCUUUCUUAAGAGAUUUUAGUUUUCAUGAAUACAAGUGUGCAUUUUUGAUAUAACUAUGGCUACUUCAGGUUAAGUUUGUCAGAUCGAAUCUAAUAACUGAAAUAUGGUGUACUUCAGUCAGAUUGAAUCCAAUAAUAACUGAAAUAUGGUGUACUUCAGUCAGAUUGAAGCCAAUAAUAACUGAAAUAUGGUGUACUUCAGUCAGAUUGAAUCCAAUAAUAACUGAAAUAUGGUGUACUUCAGUCAGAUUGAAGCCAAUAAUAACUGAAAUAUGGUGUACUUCAGUCACAUUGAAUCCAAUAAUAACUGAAAUAUGGUGUACUUUAGUCAGAUUGAAUCUAAUAAUAAAUGAAAUAUGAAUUUAAUGAAUGAUAUUCUUGUCUAAUCUUGCCCACAAUAAAUUGAAAUGAUUGUAGAAUUCAGCAUUAGUUUCUCCGUCCAUAUAUAUUAUGCAUAAAAAUAGAUUUGUUUGUAAAAUAGAUGACUACUGUCUACACCACAUGGAUUAUAAAUAAAUUUUUUGUUAAAACUGCAUCCUAGAGAGCAUUUACACUAUGAAAAUUUAACCGUGCGGAGACCACCUCACUUCAGUGGGCCAGAGUAGCACGGUACUCGGUACGACACGCUUAUUUUUGACCCGUUUACACUACCAAAAAAUUAACAAAAAAUUAAAAUUUGCAAUGUAAACGGAGUUAAGUCUGGGUACACAUGCCAGACUUCAUUAGCUCGCUUGAUGUUGAAAAGUAGAAUGUUAAACCCGAUUUCAUUUCCUUUGUUUAUCGCUCAUCCAUAUGGGGUGUUAGAGCGCGAGUCUAACUGGUUUCAUCCCACUGCUAAAGAAGUCUACGUGCAAGUAAAUUAUUGAAAUAAAAUUGAACCAUAUGUUAGUCCCGAAGUGACCUAGUUAUUUGUAAUGUAUGUGGUACAGACCGUAGUUUAUUAAAGAUAUUAUCAUAUGGUUUGGUGUUUAUAUAAUCUGUCAUGUUUACCAUGUUCUAACGACAAUCGAUCGUAUAUUUUCAUAAUAAAAUCAGCAUACCU
This is a messenger RNA of Patella vulgata (common limpet), 7278 nucleotides long. Its product is annotated as CAP-Gly domain-containing linker protein 3. NCBI's taxonomy places the organism in Eukaryota, Metazoa, Mollusca, Gastropoda, Patellidae. Gene Ontology annotation, biological process: cytoplasmic microtubule organization. Bases 166 to 2022 code for a protein of 618 amino acids. The record is from RefSeq and is a predicted model, not a curated record. Gene Ontology annotation, cellular component: cytoplasm; nucleus; microtubule plus-end. The transcript has 13 exons. Gene Ontology annotation, molecular function: microtubule plus-end binding.